GUAAGCGCAGUAUAUAUAUGAGUAAGUGGUAGUGGCGGUAACACAGCAGCAUUGGCUUUGUCAGUGGUCUCAUCCAUUAACCAACCGCACAAUCACUUCACUACAAAACAAACCCAAUUCUAUUCUACUACAAUUAAGUAAGAAUUUCUCUAGGCCAGUUAUGGUAUCUUGUAAUCUUUAGAUACCCUUUCUUCUUCUUUUGUCUUUCGUUCUUGUUAACCCAUUUUCUUGAUAUUUAACAAGAAAAGUUUCUUCUUUUUUUUUUCCUACCCACAUAAUUGGGUAGAGAACAAUUCCCAUGGCUACUUCUUCAGCUUAUCUUUCUUGUCCUGCAACUUCUGCUACUGGAAAGAAACAUGUUUUCCCAAAUGGGUCACCUGGAUUCUUGGUUUUUGGUGGUACCCGUUUGUCCAAUCGGUUAGUGACCCGAAAGUCGGUUAUUCGGGCUGAUUUGGACUCUAUGGUUUCUGAUAUGAGUACCAAUGCUCCAAAAGGGCUAUUUCCACCUGAGCCUGAACAUUAUCGGGGGCCAAAGCUGAAAGUAGCUAUUAUUGGAGCUGGGCUUGCAGGCAUGUCGACUGCUGUGGAGCUCUUGGAUCAAGGACAUGAGGUGGAUAUAUACGAAUCAAGGACUUUUAUUGGUGGGAAAGUGGGUUCUUUUGUUGAUAGACGUGGGAACCACAUUGAAAUGGGACUGCACGUGUUCUUUGGUUGUUAUAAUAAUCUGUUCCGUCUGUUGAAAAAGGUGGGUGCUGAAAAAAAUCUGCUAGUGAAGGAGCAUACUCACACAUUUGUAAAUAAAGGGGGUGAAAUAGGGGAACUUGAUUUCCGCUUUCCAGUUGGAGCACCCUUACAUGGAAUUAAUGCAUUUCUGUCUACUAAUCAGUUAAAGAUUUAUGAUAAAGCUAGAAAUGCUGUAGCUCUUGCCCUUAGUCCAGUGGUGCGGGCUUUAGUUGAUCCGGAUGGUGCAUUACAGCAGAUACGCGAUCUAGAUAAUGUAAGCUUUUCUGAGUGGUUUCUGUCUAAAGGUGGGACGCGUGCUAGCAUCCAAAGGAUGUGGGAUCCUGUUGCAUAUGCUCUUGGAUUCAUUGACUGUGAUAACAUGAGUGCUCGGUGUAUGCUCACUAUAUUUGCAUUAUUUGCCACAAAAACAGAGGCUUCCCUAUUACGCAUGCUUAAAGGUUCUCCUGACGUUUAUUUGAGUGGUCCAAUUAAGAAGUACAUCAUGGACAAAGGGGGCAGGUUCCAUCUGAGGUGGGGAUGCAGAGAGGUACUCUAUGAGACAUCCUCUGAUGGAAGCAUGUAUGUUAGUGGGCUUGCCAUGUCAAAGGCCACUCAGAAGAAAAUUGUAAAAGCUGAUGCCUAUGUGGCUGCAUGUGAUGUCCCUGGAAUUAAAAGAUUGGUUCCUCAGAAGUGGAGGGAAUUGGAAUUCUUUGACAACAUUUACAAAUUGGUCGGAGUGCCUGUUGUUACUGUACAACUACGAUACAAUGGCUGGGUUACAGAGUUGCAGGACUUGGAGCGUUCGAGGCAAUUGAAGCGCGCUGCAGGUUUGGACAAUCUUCUCUAUACACCAGAUGCAGAUUUCUCUUGCUUUGCAGAUCUUGCAUUGGCAUCUCCAGAUGAUUACUACAUUGAGGGACAAGGCUCAUUGCUUCAAUGUGUCCUUACACCUGGUGACCCUUACAUGCCUCUAUCAAAUGAUGAAAUCAUUAAAAGAGUUACAAAGCAGGGUUUGAAUACGUGACAUGCGCCUAAACCACACAUCACAAGUUGUGCCCUUUCCACUAGUCCAAAGCCCUAGGGGCGAGAUAGAUAUAAUUGACUCAAUACCGUUUCAUCUUUGAAUUUCCUAUACCGAUAAAAGAAUGGAAGUACUCUCUGAAAAAGAUAAAAAGGUAAUAUGUGACCUUGCUGUUUGAAAAUCCAAGUAAAUGCAACUUAGAAGCACAUGUUAUAGAGUCUUAAUAGUUCUUUGUUGACAUAAUUCGUUCAGAUGAACUAAUCAACAGAGACACGGUCACAGACCAAAACUAAAAAUGGAAGCACUCAGUGGAUCUGAGUUAAGCUAUGCAGAAGCAAAUGACCAGGUAGGAUAUGUUAUUGCAGAAGCAAAUUCAUCCGAGGAACUUAAACUUCAAAACAAACUUAAUAAUGGGAAGCAAAUGUCAAUUAUUUUCUAGUAGUAUUUGGGUUUUAAAUUUGUGCCACUAUUGUGCUCGAGGGAUUUCAAAAUACAUGACACUGCCAAUAAAUUGUAGCUCGAUGGAACCUAUGAGAGUCUAUUACAAAAUGCAUGGAUUCGACUCCGAGUACCCCUCCCCACCUGCUACUCCCCACAAAAAAAAAAAACAUGAAGCUUUGCAUCUUCAAGGAAUU
This is a messenger RNA of Solanum pennellii, 2379 nucleotides long. RefSeq names its product zeta-carotene desaturase, chloroplastic/chromoplastic. Bases 299 to 1747 code for a protein of 482 amino acids. Gene Ontology annotation, biological process: carotenoid biosynthetic process. The record is from RefSeq and is a predicted model, not a curated record. Gene Ontology annotation, molecular function: 9,9'-di-cis-zeta-carotene desaturase activity. NCBI's taxonomy places the organism in Eukaryota, Viridiplantae, Streptophyta, Magnoliopsida, Solanales, Solanaceae. The transcript has 13 exons.